AUGACGCUGUUUUCAGUAUUGUGCUUUGGGAUUCAGCUACUCGGUAUCUCAAGCGAAUAUUUGUCCAUCAUGAUUUCGGAAGAUGAAGCACCGUAUGAGGAUUUUGUGAAUCACACGCUACACGAAAAAAUAUCAUUAUACUGCAACAACAAACUAUCAUAUUUGAACCCAAUCUCUACUACCGCCUGCAUCGUUGACAAUUGGUCAUACGAUCCAAGAAGGAUGCUGCUGACUUGUGUAUGUCUCGUCCGUAGUUUGACACAAAUUGAUGGCCGUUUGUUACGGAUCGGUCCGAAGUACCUGGCAAUACCUGCAAUUGCUCCAAGUGAAUUUGCAUCGAAUUAUGAAAUUCGCCGGGGAACAUUUGAAUACGCCAUACUAGUUAGGACCAAAUCAAAUGCGGUUGAUUACCUGAGCGAAAUGCUAUCCACGAGAAAAUCUAACGAUGCCCAAUUGACUGGAGUAACAUGCAAACCUUCAGCGCAACAAACUGAACACAUUUGCAGGGCAGCAUAUAAAUAUUCGGACGAAGUUUCGUGGGACUACCCGGAAUACUGGAUCGGUCCGGUUGAAAAUCUCAUAAAACUGUACGACAGAGUAUACAGAAAGAAUGUCGAGUUCAUUGGAAUGUCGUGGCCGGAAGUAUUAGAGGGUAACGCGAAUCAUAUCUAUGCCGACAUUGUUAGAUUAAUCACUAGAGACAACAGCGACAUUUGCGGAACUUACCUACAAUACCUGGCAGACGCAGAAUUGAAGACCAAAACGAAGUGUCGCGUCGAGUUCACCGAACAGGACGAGACAGCUCGAUUGCUACGCCUUGCAAGAUUGAACUUAUUCGCACCUGUCGAGACGGAUGUAAAUGCAUCGUUAGAAGUAGAAGCCUUCAAACUGGCUAACAGGCUGAAGUAUCCUGGCAUAAGCUGCGACACACCGGUGCAAAUUCGAAAGAGUGUCCCAUCAUACGUGCCCACCUACACGGUACCAAGUGGGAAAGGCUUCGAAUUCAUCGUGACCUACGUGAACACAAAGGAACCAAGGUCAAACCUUAACGUUUCACGAAUGCCAUUUGAGUGUGACAAGUUGAAGCAGCACGCACACGGAAUGAUCGAUGAUUGCUACGGUCUCGAGCUAAAGGCAGACUAUGCUACUAUUCGCGUUUUAACGCAUCCGAAGCCGCAAUCCGUCUGGAAAUCGCAACAGGAACUCAUGUUCAUGUUAAACUCAAGAAACCGUGAGAAGUGUGACUUCAAUGUGGAAAACACGGUGUUUCCUAAGUACCCAGGUAUAUAG
Messenger RNA from Dicrocoelium dendriticum, 1290 nucleotides. Lineage: Eukaryota; Metazoa; Platyhelminthes; Trematoda; Plagiorchiida; Dicrocoeliidae. The record is from the annotation of a GenBank genome assembly.